UUCUCCUCUAAAUGCUCCUCAGGUGAAGCUGCUGAAAAAGCAAAGAGAAACUCAAAGCUUCCAUCAGAGACAGUGGUCCUGCUGGUUCUCUGUGUUCUGCUGACUGCUGCUCUCAUCAUUAGUUACAGACUCUCCGUGGAGGCAGCCAGACGACCUCUCCAAACCCUGAGAGAGGAGAAUGAAGCUCUGAGGAAAAACCUGUCAGUGAAAGAUAAAAAAUGUCUGAAGUGUGGAGCAGGCUGGGAGCCUCUUGGAGGAAAGUGUUAUUAUUUCAACACCGAUAAGCUCAACUGGAAAGACAGCAGAAGGUCCUGCAGAGAUGUUGGAGGAGACCUGGUGAAGAUCGACAGCAGAGAGGAGCAGGGGUUUCUGAAGGGAAAACUGGGACACUUGAUGGCCAAUGAUGAGGACAUGUUCUGGACUGGACUGACGGACUCAGAGACUGAAGGAAUAUUUCUGUGGGUGGACGGAUCACAUCUGAAUGAAAGUUUCUGGGGCUACAAUCAGCCUGACGACGUGAGUGGAAUUUCUCCCAACGCAGACUGUGUGAGGAUGGGAAAUACAGCAGAUCCUGAUGAUCUGAAGUGUUGUUCAGUCCAGGAUCCAGAUGGAGGCUGGUAA
Austrofundulus limnaeus is the source of this 621-nucleotide messenger RNA. RefSeq names its product type-2 ice-structuring protein. The record is from RefSeq and is a predicted model, not a curated record. Lineage: Eukaryota; Metazoa; Chordata; Actinopteri; Cyprinodontiformes; Rivulidae. The transcript has 6 exons. The annotation marks the transcript as partial.